AUGCCGGCCAUGGUGGAGAAGGGCCCCGAGGUCUCAGGGAAGCGGAGAGGGAGGAACAACGCUUCCAGCGCGGCCGCCUCGGCCGCCGCCGCCGCUUCGGCCGCCGCCUCGGCCGCCGCCGCCGCCUCGGCCGCCGCCGCCUCCUCGGCCGCCGCCGCCUCGGCCGCCGCCUCCGCCUCGGCCGCCGCCGCCCCCAAUAAUGGGCAGAAUAAAAGUUUGGCGGCGGCGGCGGCGCCCAAUGGCAACAGCAGCAGCAACUCCUGGGAGGAAGGCAGCUCCGGCUCGUCCAGCGACGAGGAGCACGGUGGCGGCGGCAUGCGGGUCGGACCCCAGUACCAGGCGGUGGUGCCCGAUUUCGACCCCGCCAAACUAGCAAGACGAAGUCAAGAACGAGACAAUCUUGGAAUGCUGGUCUGGUCACCUAAUCAAAAUCUAUCAGAAGCAAAAUUGGAUGAAUACAUCGCCAUUGCCAAAGAGAAGCAUGGAUACAACAUGGAGCAGGCUCUUGGGAUGCUCUUUUGGCAUAAGCAUAAUAUUGAAAAAUCAUUGGCUGAUUUGCCCAACUUUACCCCCUUCCCAGAUGAGUGGACUGUGGAAGAUAAAGUCUUGUUUGAGCAAGCCUUUAGUUUUCACGGGAAAACUUUUCAUAGAAUCCAACAAAUGCUUCCUGAUAAAUCUAUAGCAAGUCUGGUGAAGUUCUACUACUCUUGGAAGAAGACGAGGACUAAAACCAGUGUGAUGGACCGCCACGCUCGGAGACAGAAGCGUGAGCGGGAGGAGAGUGAGGAUGAACUGGAAGAAACAAAUGGAAAUAACCCCAUUGACAUGGAGAUUGACCAAAACAAGGAAAGCAAAAAGGAGGUGCCCCCUACUGAGACGAUUCCUCAGAUCAAAAAGGAAAAACAUAGUACUCAAGCUAAAAAUAGAGCAAAAAGGAAACCUCCAAAAGGAAUGUUUCUUUCUCAAGAAGACGUGGAGGCUGUUUCUGCCAAUGCCACUGCUGCUACCACGGUGCUGAGACAACUGGACCUGGAGCUGGUGUCAAUCAAACGACAGAUUCAGAAUAUUAAACAGACGAACAGUGCUCUAAAAGAAAAACUUGAUGGUGGAAUAGAACCAUACCGACUUCCAGAGGUCAUUCAGAAAUGCAACGCCCGCUGGACCACGGAAGAGCAACUGCUCGCUGUACAAGCCAUCAGGAAAUACGGCCGAGAUUUCCAGGCCAUCUCAGAUGUGAUUGGGAACAAAUCAGUGGUGCAAGUGAAAAACUUUUUUGUAAAUUAUCGACGCCGCUUCAACAUAGAUGAAGUUUUACAAGAAUGGGAGGCAGAGCACGGGAAAGAAGAGAAUGGUCCCAGUAACCAGAAACCUGUCAAGUCCCCAGACAGCUCCAUCAAGGUGCCUGAGGAGGACGACGAGGCUGCUUCUGUCCUUGACGUCAGAUACGCGUCUGCCUCCUGA
Messenger RNA from Rangifer tarandus platyrhynchus (Svalbard reindeer), 1461 nucleotides. NCBI's taxonomy places the organism in Eukaryota, Metazoa, Chordata, Mammalia, Artiodactyla, Cervidae. The record is from the annotation of a GenBank genome assembly.